GUCUUGUCAUUCGUCAAAUCUCGCGAGUUGUUAGUUGUUUGUUUCUUCAACAAAAAAAUAUAAAUUAUUUAAUUAGGAUAUUUUUGUGACAGAUGGGGAUUUGCACGAAUGUCGUAGAAAAGAUAGUUCAACAUAAGUAAGAAAUUUGACAAGUGAAAAUAGUGUGUGUGUUGUUGGUGCAUUUAAUUUUUGCAGUAGACAUACCAGCGACCGCUGGCACACGCCGCAAAGUAAGUCGGCUUGCUUGUUUGCUGCUUCUAACUAGUGAUAGAUUGCAUGAGAGGUGAAGAAGUGGUCCUCAAUAAGAAUUAUUUUUCGAGUUUGUCAUUGCAUUAAAUACCAACGUUCGAAACAAUAUAUUAAGCGGCAAAAUGUCAUAUCCACCACGCCCUCCAAUGGCCCCUUAUAUGAAUCCAUCCAUACCUCCGCCGCAUAUGAUGGGCCACCCACCACCUCCUUCACGAGGUUAUAGAAACUCAGCAACUAUUAGUUCACAACCAACUGUUUAUCAAAGACCUCCGGAUCCCGUACCACAAUUUCAAGGACCAAUUAUAACGGUGUUUGUUGGCAAUAUUAGUGAACGUGUUCCAGAGGUCCUAAUAAAACGGAUACUAGCAACUUGUGGGCCGGUGGUCAAUUGGAAGCGUGUAUCGACUUUCGGUUUCUGCGAAUAUGACGGACCCACGGCUGGCAUGCGGGCCGUGCGCUUACUUAGCGAAAUUGAAGUAGACGGCAAGACACUGGUAGCAAAAGUUGAUGCUAAAAAUAAACUUUUGUUGGACAACUUCAAGGAGGAGGAGCGUAAAAACGGUGCCAUCGAGGAGAAGAAUGAGAAAAACAAUGAUGAAGAUGCUCUGCGUUUAAUGAGACAGAUAAUUGAGGAACAUAGGCAGGAAAUUGAAGAAUUUGAUCCUAACGCACGAAACGAUAUGUUUAGUGGACGUGGUGGCAAAAUAAAACCAGGACGUGUUGACGAAGUCAAAGUUCCCAAAGCUCUUAAUGAGACCAACCUGGAAGAGGAUAAGAGAAAUCUUAUAAGUAGUGAAAUUGGAAAAUUUCGUAAAAGAGCCGAAGCUGAUGAGCAUCGUAAGGAGAAGGAGAAAGAAAGAGAAAAGGAAAAAGAAAAAGAGAAGGAAAAAGAAAAAGAGCGAGAUAAGGAGAGAGAAAGAGAACGGGAGCGGGAACGAGAUCGGGAUAGAGAUCGUGAGAGGGAGCGGGAUCAAAAGGAUAAGGAAAAGCGCAAAGCAAAUAGUGACAGCGAACAGGAUUGGGAUGCUGACGAACAUGAAAAUGGCGCUGUGAAAUGUGCCAUAUCCUCUCCUGUCCGUAUAAAAGAAGAGCCAGAACUUGUUAAGGAGCCUCGUCGUAAAAGGAGCCCUUCCCGAACCAAGGAACGCGAGCGGGACUAUAGAGAACGUGAGAGAGAGCGUGAACGUGAAAGAGAGAGGGAAAGGGAAAGAGAGUUAAGAGAAAAGGAGCGAGAGCGUGAACGUGAAAGGGAACGUGAGCGAGAGCGAGAAAGAGGAGAGCGCGAACGCGAACGAGAGAGGGAAAGAGAACGCGAAAGGGAGCGUGAUAGGGAAAGAGAAAGGGAACGAGACGAAAAAAUCACAAAAAACGUCAGGGACGUCCAGCGUGAGAAGGAGAUGGAAGAAGAGAUAAGAGAACGCAAGAAAGCCGAGAAGAAAGCCCGUGAAAAGGAAGAGGCAUAUCAAGAGCGAUUAAUGAACUGGGAGCAAAGGGAAAAACGCAAAGCAAAAGAAUACGAAAAGGUCCGUCUUAAAGAAAAGAUAAAACAAGAAGAGCGCGAAAAGGAAGCAAAGCGCCUUAAAGAGUUCCUAGAAGACUACGACGACGAAAGAGAUGACGUUAAGUACUACAAAGGAAGAGAACUACAGCGGCGCCUAGCUGAACGGGUUCGAGAGGCAGAUCUUGAUGCAAAGGAUCGCAACAAAGAACAAGAGGAGUUGGAUGAAUUAAAAAAUAAAAUUUUCAGUGGAGAAUUUGAUAAUCCAACACAGGAAUACGAAAGAGCGAAAAAAGAACACGAAAGACUCUAUAAACCUCAGAUCAUUAUUGACGUUAAUCAGGAAAAUAUGCAAAGAAAGGAAAAAGAGCAAGAAAGAAGUCGAGAAAAGCACAACAGUAUUUCCGACAAGCGUGAAGUUUACAAUAGAAAUGACGACGGUCUUGGCAGCCAUGUGGGUGCUUCCACAGUGCCGUCAACCGCUGUUGUUAGUAGACCGUCAAGGCCCGUUUCAAAAGCAAGGUCAAUUGAUUCCAUAUCCAAUGAUGACGCAUCUGCCCAUGAAACCAUGUCAAAUGCCAGUAGUCGUUAUAGCCGACACGAUUCUGAGUCUCGAGAUUAUACAAACGCCGAUGAUAUAGAGUCUAUGUCACCGGCCACUCCUCAAGGCUUUGCACAUGCACAAACCAAUGAUUCCGUGUCAACCCCUCCGAUAAUGCCAACAGUUGGCAUCAGUUUAAAUUUAGGAGCCAAUGCAAAAAAGAAGAAGAUAGAAAGUGCGCCUGGGGUGUUUAGCGCUGAUGACGAUAAUGAUGAUGUCUCCAACUCAAAGAAACGAAAAUUGGUACCUCUAGAUUAUGAUGACAAUCAGGCAAAACAACAGAAUACCCAUGGUUUGGCGACAGUGAAUCCAAGCGAUAGACAUGACAACACGUCUGGUCCUGUCUCUGUUUCUGCUGAAAAGGGUGGAAGUUCGGCUGCAAAUAAAAAACACGGUAAGAAUGAUACAAAUGCUGUUCCUGCAGCAGCAAGUAGCAAAAAGGAUGAAAGUAGUGGUACAAAGGUACACGAUGAAAAACGACGCCACAUAAAAAGCAUUAUUGACAGGAUACCGACCCAAAAGGAGGAUCUUUUCAACUAUAAACUCGAUCGCAACGAGAUCGACAAUAAUCUUAUGGAGCGCAAAAUACGCCCUUGGAUAAACAAGAAGAUCAUCGAAUACAUUGGAGAGCCCGAGCCAACAUUAGUCGAUUUUAUCUGCUCCAAGGUUUUAGCUGGCAGUUCACCUCAAAGUAUUCUGGACGAUGUACAAAUGGUACUUGACGAGGAAGCCGAGGUGUUCGUUGUCAAAAUGUGGAGACUUCUCAUCUACGAAGUGGAUGCUAAAAAGAUCGGUUUAGGUAAAUAAUUUCUUAUUUUAAAAACAUUCUUUAAUUUUGUGUAUUAAAUAAUUACAUAUUUGCAAAACAAUAAAAAACUUAAUAGUAAAGAAAAACAAGAAUAAAUGAAAAAAAAAUCGAACAAACAAAUGUGGAUUGCUCUAAAUAUCUAUGUUUACUUAAAAAAAUGUUUUGUUAGCCCAUGGCAAACACGAUUUGCUGCAGGUUAUAGCAAAAACGAUAAACAACAAAUCAAAAUAUUCUAAAUAAAUAAAGAGAGGAUUGAAUUUUGUCCAUCCGUUCCCAAUUA
Musca domestica (house fly) is the source of this 3436-nucleotide messenger RNA. Its product is annotated as RNA-binding protein 25. NCBI's taxonomy places the organism in Eukaryota, Metazoa, Arthropoda, Insecta, Diptera, Muscidae. The record is from RefSeq and is a predicted model, not a curated record. Gene Ontology annotation, biological process: regulation of alternative mRNA splicing, via spliceosome; mRNA processing. Bases 372 to 3155 code for a protein of 927 amino acids. The transcript is spliced from 9 exons. Gene Ontology annotation, cellular component: spliceosomal complex. Gene Ontology annotation, molecular function: mRNA binding.